This is a messenger RNA of Pecten maximus, 4172 nucleotides long. Its product is annotated as WD repeat and FYVE domain-containing protein 2-like. NCBI's taxonomy places the organism in Eukaryota, Metazoa, Mollusca, Bivalvia, Pectinida, Pectinidae. The record is from RefSeq and is a predicted model, not a curated record. The transcript is spliced from 12 exons. The coding region runs from base 12 to 1229 and encodes 405 amino acids. Gene Ontology annotation, molecular function: metal ion binding; protein binding.
AUGAUAACAAGAUGGCAGCAGAAAUCAAGCCAGUGCCCCCAAAUAAGCAGGGGAAUGUCAGGAAACCUGUACUGCUGAGUAAAUUAGAGGGAUUCAACGAUGACGUCAAUAUGGCUGUUAUCAUCCCCAGGGAGGACGGUGUUAUCACAGUCAGCGAUGACAAAACACUUCGUGUUUGGUUGAAAAGAGACACCGGUCAAUAUUGGCCAAGUAUUUGUCACACUAUGCCAGCUGCGGCCUCUUCUCUUGCUUACAAUGGAGUGACAAGGAGAUUAUUUAUAGGAUUGGACAAUGGAACAAUUACGGAGUUCCUGAUGGCUGAAGACUUUAACAAGACAACACAUGUACGAGAUUAUCUAGCUCAUCAGAGUCGUGUCAAUGGUGUGAAGUUUUCGGUGAACUGUGAGUGGGUGUUGAGUUGUGGCCGGGAUAAAUACUUCCAGUGGCACUGCUCAGAGACGGGGAGACGAUUAGGUGGCUACUUGGCUAACGCCUGGUGUCUUUGUCUCGAAUUUGACGAACAAUCAAAGUAUGCAUUUGUUGGUGAUUACUCUGGUCAGAUUUCUGUGUUAAAGAUUAGUAACAGCAAUUUUGAAUUUAUUGUUACUCUGAAAGGACAUUCAGGAAGUGUCCGAUCACUGGCCUGGGAUGCGGAGAAGAGCCUCCUGUUCUCCGGAAGUUUCGACCAGUCCGUCAUAGUUUGGGAUAUAGGGGGACGGCAAGGCACGGCCUUUGAACUUCAAGGUCACCAUGACAAAGUUGCGGCAUUAGCUUACGCGUCCGGUUGUAAACAGUUGAUAUCUGGAGGAGAUGAUACCGUAUUAGGUAUCUGGAGUAUGGACGUUAAAAGAAUAGAGACUCCUACGUGGACAGAGAACGAUAGCUGUGAAAAAUGUAAAGCACCAUUUUUCUGGAAUGUUAAAAAGAUGUGGGAGGAGCGUACGAUAGGGAUUAGACAGCAUCAUUGUAGGAAAUGCGGGAAAGCGAUAUGUGCCAAAUGUAGUAGUAAAAAAUCCAGCUACCCUCCGAUGGGAUUCGAGUAUGAAGUCCGAGUAUGUGAUCACUGCCAUGAUAGUAUUACCGAUGAGGAACGGGCUCCCUUAGCAACAUUCCAUGACAGUAAACAUAGUAUAGUUUACAUACAUUUGGAGGAACACCGCAAGCGGCUACUCACAGUGGGCAAGGAUAAGGUUGUCAAAAUAUGGGAUGUAAGUAGUGUCCUUCACUGAGAUAUUGUCAGCCGUCGUCAUGGAAACCAGCUCUUAAUGCAGGAAAUCCAAAGAAAUUUGAUUGGCUUAAUUCAAAGACACUUGAUUGGCUGUAUUCAAAGACGUUUCAUUGGCUGUUCUGAAAAGGUUUCUUCUUGAGUGGAAUGCAGUGGAAGUGUCAUUGUUUAAACGGUGAUUGAAGUACAUUCAUUUAUGAGAUUAUGAUGGAAGAAACGGACAUCUAUAGAAGUUUACACUACAUAUGAUAUUAUACUGUGCACCUUCAGAAUCCAAGGGUUCAGUCUUAUUUACCUUCUGCCUGUCGUUGGUAAACCAUACAUAUUGUAAUAUUACUGAAGAUGUUUGUGUGGCUGGAGCAGAAACCUUGUAUUUUGAGGAUGAAUGUUACACUGUUACAAUAGAAAGUGCUGAAUUGUUUCAUUAUCAAACUGGACAGAGUCCAUACUAACAGUGAGUGAAUUUGUGUGGCUGUGAGACUUUGUGACCAAUACAUCUAGUUUAAUUCCAUAGUGAGGCUGUGAUUCAUUGUGAGGAAGCUCUACCUGAAUGUGCGACAAAAUUAUAUAGAGAAUUAACCUGGCAAUAAGCCCAUGUCUGGUAAUAAGCUCAUGUCUGGUAAUAAGCCCAUGUCUGGUAAUAAGCUCAUGCCUGGUGAUAAGCCCAUGUCUGGUAAUAAGCCCAUGUCUGGUAAUAAGCUCAUGUCCGAUAGUAAGCCCAUGCCUGGUGAUAAAGCCAUGUCUGGUAAUAAGACCAUGAAGGGUGACAAGCUCAUACUUGAUGAUGAGCCCUUGCCUGGUGAUAAGCUCAUGCCUGGUGAUAAGCCCAUGUCUGGUAAUAAGCCCAUGCUUUCUGAUAAGCCCAUCCAUAUCAAAUACACAUCACUAGCAAUGCUAUUACAGUAAAACCAUGUGACCAAAUAGUUCAUGAUAUCCAAAAUUUUUAGUAGGAUAAAAAAAUAGCUAGGUUGCAGCCUUAUUUCAGGUUUAUAACUAAUACUGGUAAUUUGUACCAAGCUCGUUCAUCAUAAGAAAGUUUAACUGUAUAUGCUAUUGUCAAACAAUGCCCUCAUUACCUGCUACUUUGGGCCAGUUUCUUUAUGAGUGGGCUACAUGUGCUUAUUACUGGAUAAAUAAGGUCUAUUCACUGUAUAUACUACAAACACAUUGUGUAGCUGUAAAUAAUUUAAUUCAUUCAAUGACAAAUCUUCAAUGCAUAAAAAACCUUUCAAAGGAAUAUCUAAUGUGUGAUUCUGAUCAGUUUUCAUCAGUUUUUAUUUUCUCUUAAAAGUUAUGUAUUGAAAUUCCCAAUAAAUACCAAUGAUUGAUGUUUGGGUUUGGAGAAAUAUACUAUUGAGCUGAUAUUACAAACAUUCAAGGUUACACCUUUCAGGUAAUUGUUAUUUUGUAACUUUGACCGAGCCUAUCUACAUACCUACACCGAGGUAUAGUUCAUGUACUGUAAAAACCUGUGUAAUUAAAUUGUUAAGGUAUUUUUUGGGGCUGAAAAUGCUGGAAAAAAACUUCUAUCUGUAUAUUUUGCGCAUGAAAAAAUUUGACCAAAAACAAUGUCAAGGAGGUCCCGGAAACGAUGUAUGAAAAUGACACUAACACAGAUUAGUACAAAACUUUGCUUAAAAUCAUUCUAAUAAAUACAUGAUGAUUAAAAUAAUUUGAUCAUUUUGUGUUCGUAAUGAGGAAAUAGCAAAAUUUUCUAUUUAUCACAUAAUUCACCUAUGACAAUCUAUCCACUGAAUUCACCAGGUAAUGUUUUUUUUUUUUUGUAUAUAUCUCUAUUCUUAUGUAUCCUGGAGAGAUUUUUGAUGGCUAUGCCAGUCUAUUGAUAGUAGACGUUAAACAAUACAAAUUCUAAACACUAGUCAGAUUUGAUUUUGACGUCAUAAUGCAGCUUUUGUUGAUGUCAUAAUGCGACUUUAAAAGCUGUCAAUAUGUCAGUUUUUCUGACUUAUGUUCUAACAAAUAUCAAUUUUCUGACUUUUGUUCUGAAAAAUAUCAGUUUUACGACUUUUUUUUCUGAAAAAUAUCAGUUUUCUGACUUUUGUUCUAAAAAAUAUCAGUUUUCUGACUUGUGUUCUAAAAAAAUAUCUUAAUCUUGAUUUAAUUUCUUACAUUGUAUGAGAUUUUAGGAAACUUAUCUUGAAGUUAAAUUGUUGCCUAGCAUGGCCUGCAAAAGUAAAAACUGAAUUCAUGAAAUCUGAUAUGAAAACAAUUUAUGGUACUACAUUUGUAUAUGUAUAUGCAUGAAGUGAAACUUGUAACAUUUGUUGACAAUUGUAUGAUGUCAUGAUUUUUUACCAUGAACAGCUUAACUUGUCAAAUCUACUGACUGGUGAAAUCUAUGGAAUCUUGUGAAUAAAUCCAGUACAGUUAUAUUUGUUGAGAAUUUUACGAAGGUGCUUCCUCUCGUUGGUUGUUAUCUCCCUUUAAUGGUAAAGUUUACCUCAAAUACAUCAAUCACCGAAUAUAUUUAAAACAUUCGGAAGAUAUUAUACUGUUAUUGUAAAGAAAAGAUGAGUAAGAUAUUAUACUGUUAUUGUAAGGAAAGAUGAGGAAGAUAUAUAUUAUGCUGUUAUUUUAAAGAAAAGAUGAAUUUUACACCAGUUUGUAUCUCCUGUCAGUAUAAUCCAUGGAUUUAAUUUCUCUGAAUUUAUCUAUAUGGCAUUAACCCUUUCACCCCUAUUGACCAUAUUGGACUUCAAAUGAUGAAUGAAUGGCAGAGUCCACUUAAGUUUCUUAGGGUUGAAAGGGUUAAGUACAUAAUUGUCCUCAUAAUUUAUAUAAUAUGAAUGAAGUGUUAUGUUGCUGAAGUGAUAAAAAGGCGUUAUAAUAUAUAUUUCUAUCACAAUAAUCCUUGUUUUCUCAUCCACCUCUAUUCAUAUUUAGUAGCUAUCUAAUUUGAAAGAUUAACUGUUAUCUUUGAUGAAAA